Molecule: messenger RNA, 713 nt
Organism: Parathielavia appendiculata
Lineage: Eukaryota; Fungi; Ascomycota; Sordariomycetes; Sordariales; Chaetomiaceae
Product: ankyrin-repeat-containing protein
Exons: 2
Coding region: 79-702 (207 amino acids)
Biological process (GO): positive regulation of transcription by RNA polymerase II
Cellular component (GO): nucleus
Molecular function (GO): protein binding; transcription cis-regulatory region binding
Source: RefSeq, a predicted model, not a curated record
GAGCUCACUCACAGCCCACUCAUCACAGCCAUUCCACGACAGUACGGACUUUGACAAGUGGAUAGCCAGACGAUCAAAAUGACGCCUCAAUUACGCGAAGACGAGAUAGAUGACCUGCUGUAUGCAGCUCGCACUGGCGAUAACGAUGAACUGACGUCUCUGCUAUCCUCGCUGGCUGAGAGGGAAAAUGCGUCACCGGCCGAAAUCCUCAUAACCGCAAAGGACGAGGGCAAGUCAACGUGCCUGCACAUGGCGACAGGAAAUGGCCACACUGAAACCGUUGCCCUCCUAAUUUCACACUUCGCAUCCCGCCCCAAGGAAGAAGAGCAGGCCUUCCUCGACGCGCCCAACGAGUACGGCAACACGGGCCUACACUGGGCGGCUCUGGGCGGUCAUUUGCCGGUUGUGACGCUGCUGGUCGAGCACGGCGCGUCGGUGGCGCUGGCCAAUGACAAGAACUACGUGCCGCUGGACCUGGCGAGCUUUGGCGACAAGUUUGACGUGGUCGACUAUUUCCUGGCGCAGAGCGGCGGGCUGGAGGAGGAGAAUGCCCUGGGAGUGAAACAAGAAGAAGGAGAGGGGUUGAAUGGGGCGGUUGAAGGGGUACAGAUAGAUGAAAAGGGCGAGGAGGAGGAGGAGGCGUGUGAUGAGAAGGGGAAGGGGAAGAAGAAGGAGAAGCAGAACGAGGGAUGUUCAUCAUGAAGGUUGACGGC